This is a messenger RNA of Humulus lupulus (European hop), 4455 nucleotides long. RefSeq lists its product as uncharacterized. The record is from RefSeq and is a predicted model, not a curated record. Lineage: Eukaryota; Viridiplantae; Streptophyta; Magnoliopsida; Rosales; Cannabaceae. The transcript has 6 exons. The coding region runs from base 1 to 4455 and encodes 1484 amino acids.
AUGGCGAAGAAGAUGAAGCCAAUACCGAAUGGUGAAGGAGGUGUGGAUAAUCCUGAUGAGUUGGAUCGUCAAUUUGAUGAGAUUACUGGGGCAGAGGGUACGGGAUCUCAAUGUUUUGCGACUGUACAGAAUGGAAUGGAAGACUCGAGUCAGUUGAAGGCCUCGUGGACAGAUGCGACAGGUGAGGAUGACUUCCAAGCCUCAGCUCAGAAACAAUGGCAAUCGUUCACAGCAAAAACCCUAUCCUUCUCAGAGCAGAAACUUGAAUUUACAGAACCAGAGUACAGGGAGGGUCGGAAAUUUUCUAGGAUUGAUAUUGAGGAGGUCAAGGUUCAAUUGGCAAACUGGACUUCGGCUGUCAUUUGUAUGGUGUUGGGUGCAAAUCCACCUAUGGCAGUUUUUGAAGGGUUCAUAAAAAGGAUUUGGGGUCAUCUUGGGAUAGCACAGAUAGCAAGAAUGACUAUGGGGUUAACAAUGGUUAAGUUCAAUGAUGAAGCAACAAGAGACAAUGUUCUAGAGAAUGGUAUUAUCCAUUUUGACCGUAAACCUGUAAUUAUUCGUCCUUGGACAACAGAUCUGAGUGCUGUUUGUCUAGUUCGCUCUGUUUUGCUUUGGAUUCGUCUACAAGAUUUGGGUCUUCAGUAUUGGGGCAGUAAAUGUCUCAGUGCCCUUGUUAGCACAAUUGGCAAGCCAAUAAUGGUAGACAAAUACACAAGAGUACGAUCUCGUAUUCAGUUCGCUCGGGUGCUAGUAGAGAUGGAAGUUACGGAUAACCCUCCUACUAGUAUAGAGUUUAUUAAUGAACAUGGUCAAAUCAUGGAGCAAGGUGUGGAUUAUGAAUGGUUGCCAACUAAGUGUAAGAAUUGUUCUAGUAUUGGUCAUGCAAUGACAGAUUGCAGGAAGAUUAAGAAUGCUCAGUGGGUGAUGAAGGAAGCCAAGAUUAAUAAGGAUGAAACAGGCCAGAGUUCUGAUGGUCCCAAGGCUGUAGAACUGGAAGGUACUGAGAUUAAUGCAGAUACUGAAGUGGCUGUAGAUCAGAUUAAUUCAGAAGGAAACAAGAAGCAGAACGAUCUGGGUGUUUCUUUACCAGAUAAGGAGGGUUCAACUGGGUUUAGGGACAGUGAUCAAUCAAGCCAACCUUGGCAAACCCUGAAAAAGGUUGAUGCUCCUUCAAAGGAGGGACAAAUAUCUGUUACAAAAGCCAAGGUCACUGGGCAGAAGAAUAAGAGUUUGAACAAAUUUGUUGUGCUCCAAGAGGACCGGUUGAAUGGAGUAGGUGGUCUUUUAGAGACCAAGUUGAAGGGCAGCAAUAUUAGUAGAUUUGUAGAUCUUCAUUUUCUGAAUUGGGAUUACUAUACUAGUCCAGAAAUUGAAGGGCGUCUUUUGAUUGUUUGGAGGAAGUCUUUUGUGAAGCAUAGAUUCGGAGUCACUUUUGUCUAUGGAAUGAAUUCUAUAGAAGGAAGGAGAAGCCUUUGGGAUGGGCUACGAAGGCCUUUUCUUAAGGACACAGCUUGGAUUUAUCUAGGGGACUUCAAUGCCCCUUUCACAGGAAAGGAUAGAUCGGGUGGGAAGCCUAUUUCUGGCUUGGAGUUGGCUGAUCCUAAUCGGUGGCUUGUAGAUGCUUAUCUAGAACCAUUAAAAAGUGUUGGGUCUUACUUUACUUGGACCAAUAACCUACACGGUGCAGCAAGAAUCCAUACAAAAAUUGAUCAUGUUCUCAUAAAUGAGAAAUGGGUUCAUGAGAAGUUGGGAGUUAGGAUAUUUCGGUUCUGCAAUUAUUGGAUAGAGCAUCAAGAUUUUCAUACUCAGGUUCUUAGAAGUUGGAACCAGCCAAUUAAUGCAACAAGAAUUCAGGCCAUUUACCUUAAAAUGCUGAGACUGAAACAUUGUCUGAAAGCAUUUAAUACAGAUAAAAUUGGUGACCUGAAGGCUAACUUCUAUAAAGCUAAAGAGACCUUCCAAGCAGCUCGUUUACAAGCUCAAUCUUUCCCUCAUGUGUUGGAUUUUCAGGAAGUUGAAAAGGAAGAAGCUGAGGCUUAUUCUGUCCAGGAAAAACUUUAUCAGAGCUUCUUAAUUCAGAGAAGUAAGAUUACUUGGCUGAGACAGGGAGAUCUAAAUACUUCGUUUUAUUAUGCUUUUUUAAAGAAGCGUAAAGCAGAUAAUGGUAUUAUCUCUUUCCUUACUGAAGAUGGCAAAGUGGUGGAUAAUUUCUCAGAUGUGGUUUCUCAUUUUAUGGGGUAUUUUAGAGAAUUUUUGGGCAGCUCUAGUUCAGCUUCAGGGAGCAUUAACGAUCAGAUAGUAAAGAUGGGACCUCAACUAUCAGUUUCGCAGAAAAUGAAACUUCUUAAACCUUUUUCUAGGAAGGAGAUUCGGGAGUCUCUCUUCAGUAUUCCUAUAACCAAGUCUCCGGGUCCGGAUGGGUUUGGUUCUGGAUUUUAUAAAGCAGUUUGGAAUGACAUUGGGGAUGAGGUGUGUGGAGCUAUUACCCACUGUUUUGAAUCUGGUACUUUCCCUUCUGAGCUCCAUGAAAUAACCUUAUCUCUAAUUCCUAAGGUUGCUAAUCCUUCAAGGGCUAUUGACUACAGAUCUAUAGCUUGUUGUUCAACUUUAUAUAAGUGUAUGGCUAAGCUGAUUUGUAAGAGAUUGGGCGAUAUUCUCCCUGAUAUUAUUCAGCCUAAUCAGGGAGCUUUUGUCAAGGGGCGGUCUAUUGCUCACAAUAUCAUGAUAUUCCAAGAUCUCAUUAAAAACUAUGGGAGAGCAACUACCUCUUCGAGAUGUGCCAUCAAAAUAGACCUCAGAAAGGCUUAUGAUUCGGUUGAUUGGGGCUUUAUUGAGAACCUGUUGAAAGCCUUGAAAUUUCCCAUGAAGUUUAUUGGUUGGAUCAUGGCUUGUGUUAGGAAUACAUCUUACUUUCUCUUGAUGAAUGGAAGGAUUCAGGGUAAAUUUAAAGGAGGGAAAGGGCUGAGACAAGGAGACCCCAUGUCACCUUUGUUAUUUGUCAUUAUUAUGGAAUAUUUGACUCGGAGUCUGCAACAAGCUGCUCAAAAUUCACCAUUUCGAUAUCAUCCUAUGUGUAAAGGCCUCAAACUCAUAAAUCUUUGUUUUGCAGAUGAUUUAUUGCUAUUUUGUAAAGGUUCUCUUGCUGCUAUUAGAGUUGUAAAAGAGGUUCUGGAUAGCUUUGCUACAGCCACAGGUCUUACUAUUAAUUCUGAUAAAUCACUGGUGUUUUUUGGUGGAGUCUCCAUCACAGAUAGAACUAUCAUUGCUCAUGAGCUGAAUUUGACAGAAGGUUUAUUUCCCCUUACUUAUCUUGGGGUCCCUAUGAGGCCAACAAAAUGGAGGCAUGAAGACUGUGAGAUUAUUCUUCAGAAAUUUUGCUUGAAAAUUCAGAAUUGGGCGAGUAGACACUUGUCUUUUGCUGGCAAAAUUCAACUUAUAAAUUCAGUGUUGCUUGGGCUUCGAAACUAUUGGAUGUAUAUCUUUAUCUUGCCUCAAAGCAUUGUCAAGGAAAUUGAGAGGAUUUGUAGGGGCUUCCUGUGGGGUUCAGCUGGGCAGAGAAGUAAACUUCAUGUUCCCUCUUGGCAGAAGGUAUGUCUUCCUAAAGCUUAUGGAGGUUUGGGAUUCCGAGAUGGAGCGAAGUGGAACCGGGCUGUGUUAGCUAAAUAUGUGUGGGCCUUAUCUGUGAAACCUGAUUUGCUUUGGGUUAAAUGGAUCCAUUCCAUUUAUCUGAAAGGUGUUAACUUCUGGAAUUAUGUUUUAAUAGCUGAUUGUAGUUGGUACUGGCGAAAGCUUUGUCAUCUCCGGAAUCAUUUCAGAGCUGCUGACAUUACCUCUGCUGGUGUGCAAGGGAGAUUUAAAUCUGUUAAACUGUACAAUAGUCUCUUAGUCCAGCAAAAGUAUGAGUUCUACAGAACUAUUUGGAGCAGGAUCGUACUUCCAAAUCACAGAUUUAUGCUCUGGCAAAUUGUAAACUCUCAUCUGUUAACUAGGGAUAACCUCAGUAGGAUGCAAGUUCAGCUUACCUCUGAGUUUUGCCCUGUCUGUGACAGAUUUAAGGAAAACCACUCUCAUCUUUUCUUUGAUUGUAGCUUCUCUUCUCAGCUAGUUAAAUACAUAUUUGAUUGGUUGGGGUUUGAUGCUUGGCCUCUAGAUUAUCAAAGCUGGUUGGUGUGGUUGGCAAGGACCCGAAAAGGAGUAACAGCUGAGAUUGUUAAUCUUGUAUGUGCUGCUGUCACCUAUAGCAUUUGGAAAAACAGGAAUACAUGUUUCUAUGAAGGCUAUUCUUCCUCUAUUCUGAAGCUCACCCAGGAUAUUAAGUUUACUACUAAAUAUAGGCUAAAUAUACCGUCCAAAAGACUUGCUCCAGUAAAAGAUCAACUGUACAUUCGGCACAUUCAAUGUAGAGUCUUUGACUCUCAUUUGUCUGAUCAGUUGUAUUGUGCUUUUGUUCAAUGA